Capsella rubella is the source of this 2316-nucleotide messenger RNA. Its product is annotated as putative proline-rich receptor-like protein kinase PERK11. The record is from RefSeq and is a predicted model, not a curated record. The coding region runs from base 239 to 2290 and encodes 683 amino acids. Gene Ontology annotation, molecular function: protein kinase activity; ATP binding. NCBI's taxonomy places the organism in Eukaryota, Viridiplantae, Streptophyta, Magnoliopsida, Brassicales, Brassicaceae. The transcript is spliced from 8 exons. Gene Ontology annotation, biological process: protein phosphorylation.
CUAUUGGCUUGGAUUUUGAUUUUCUUUUGUUUUGUUAAUUCCCACAGAUCUUGGUAAUCCCAAAAACACAUAAUCUAGAGAAACCUAUACAUUGUCUACAAUUUAAUUUCUUGUAUCUCUGUCGAAUUAAAACUCGUUUUGGUUGGAUCCCAAAAGAAAUCUUGUCUCACAAGGAACCUCUUUAUGAGCAGAUUGAUCAAAAACAUGUAAAGAGAGAGAGAAAAAAGGUUGAAUAGAAAUGGAAAAAGUCCAGGAACAAGCAGAUUUGAUCGGAAAGAGGUUUUCUCCGUUUGCAGCUUCACAGCCAACAAAUGUCAUCGGAGGAUUAACUGAUCAGAAAACCACCGGCGAUCCCCAGACGACACAGCCUCCAGCUCCUUCUCCUCCAUCCCCACAGGGUGCCGGUGACGGCUCACAAUCAUCUCCGCCUCCGAUAACUGCUGCUCCACCACCGCCUAAUACAACUCCACCUCCCUCUUCCCCUCCUCCUUCUGUAACUCCACCUCCUUCACCUCCUCCGCCUCAACCCACCCAAACAGGAGAUUCUCCGGUGGCUGUUCCUUUGCCAAAGCCUCAAUCUCCUCCUCCCACCUUAGUUGCUCAGCAACCGGAGACAAGACCUAAUGAUGGUGGACAACAGCAACCCAUCCCUAUUUCUCCUCCGUCUCUCCUUUUUACUCCCUUUACGCCGCCGUCUGUCGAAGAUUUUGGUAGCCAAGGGUCUCCUCCAUUGUCAUCACUAUUGCCUCCGGUGAUACCCCUAAACCCUUUACAGCCGUUGGAUUCACCUUUGGCAGGAGGAUCGAAUAGUGUACCCUCGUCGUCUUCUUCCCCGUCCCCUCCUUCCCUCUCCGGCUCUAAUAGCGAUAAUGCUAAUAGUAACGGAAAUGGUGGUAAUGAAUCUAACUACACCGAGAAGACGAUGGUCGGUAUUGGGAUUACAGGUGUGUUGGUCAUUGUAUUCGUUGCUGCCAUUUUCUUCAUUAGGAGGAAACAAAGGAAAGGUUCUUCUUCGCCACGCUCUAACCAGUAUUUGCCACCGGCUAAUGUCUCUGUAAAUACAGAGGGAUUCAUUCAGUACGGGCAUAAACCCGGAAAUGGGAAUAGCUCGGCGCAAAACUCAUCACCAGAUACUAACAGUCUCGGGAACCCAAAACCCGGUAAAGCAACUCCUGACUCGACAGUAUUAGGGACUUCAAAAAUCCUUUUCACCUUUGAAGAGCUAAGCCAGAUAACGGAAGGAUUUUGCAAGAGAUUUGUGGUAGGAGAAGGCGGGUUCGGGUGCGUCUACAAGGGCAUCCUUUUUGAGGGAAAGCCAGUGGCGAUCAAACAGCUAAAGUCGGUAAGCCCAGAAGGAUAUAGGGAGUUCAAAGCAGAAGUAGAGAUCAUAAGCAGGGUGCAUCAUAGGCAUUUGGUGUCUCUUGUUGGUUAUUGCAUCUCUGAACAACAUAGAUUCCUCAUCUAUGAGUUUGUCCCCAACAAUACUUUGGAUUACCAUUUACAUUGCAAAGAUUUGCCGGUUCUGGAAUGGAGUAGAAGAGUCAGGAUUGCAAUAGGUGCAGCCAAAGGACUUGCUUAUCUACAUGAAGAUUGUCACCCGAAGAUAAUCCAUAGGGACAUCAAAUCGUCAAACAUUCUGUUGGAUGAUGAAUUCGAAGCUCAGGUUGCCGAUUUCGGACUGGCCAGACUGAACGAUACUGCACAGUCCCACAUAUCAACGCGUGUCAUGGGCACAUUUGGGUAUUUAGCUCCAGAAUAUGCUUCAAGUGGAAAGCUAACUGAUCGAUCAGAUGUGUUUUCAUUUGGAGUUGUGCUGCUCGAACUCAUAACUGGUCGCAAGCCUGUUGAUACCUCUCAACCUUUGGGUGAAGAGAGUCUCGUUGAAUGGGCACGUCCAAGAUUAAUCGAGGCCAUUGAAAAAGGUGACAUCAGCGAAGUAGUGGAUCCACGGCUGGAGAUGCAAUAUUUUGAAGGUGAAGUCUAUAGAAUGAUCGAAACGGCAGCAUCUUGCGUUAGGCAUUCUGCUCUAAAACGACCUCGUAUGGUUCAGGUUGUAAGAGCUCUGGACACGAGAGAAGACCUGUCGGAUCUGACAAACGGGGUUAAAGUCGGUCAAAGUACGGUCUACAACUCGGGUCAAUACAGCAAUGAGAUUCGAAUUUUCAGACGAGCCUCUGAAGACUCCUCGGAUCUUGGUAAUACUAACUCUGGCUACUACCCAAGCCAAGACUAUGCCACUAGCCAUGAAUCUGAGAGCCGAGCCAUCAACACAACUCACCGGAACCGUUGAAUCACGGAAGUUGUUGUGUUUUGUUU